This is a messenger RNA of Pipistrellus nathusii (Nathusius's pipistrelle), 348 nucleotides long. Lineage: Eukaryota; Metazoa; Chordata; Mammalia; Chiroptera; Vespertilionidae. The record is from the annotation of a GenBank genome assembly.
AUGACCAAGAAAAGAAGGAAUAACGGUCGCGCCAAAAAAGGCCGAGGCCAUGUGCAGCCUAUUCGUUGCACCAACUGCGCCCGGUGCGUGCCCAAGGACAAGGCCAUUAAGAAGUUUGUCAUUCGAAACAUAGUGGAGGCCGCGGCCGUCAGGGACAUCUCCGAAGCCAGUGUCUUCGACGCCUAUGUGCUUCCCAAGCUGUAUGUGAAGCUGCACUACUGUGUGAGCUGCGCCAUUCACAGCAAGGUAGUCAGGAAUCGGUCUCGUGAAGCCCGGAAGGACCGAACACCCCCGCCCCGAUUUAGGCCUGCGGGUGCUGCCCCACGACCUCCACCAAAGCCCAUGUAA